AUGUGGAAUACCAAAGGAAUCACUUUGGCUAAUCAAUCAAUUGUUGGAUGGUAUCCUUUCGCUAUUUUUGUUAACACAAAUAACACAAUCUAUGUUGCUAAUAAAGAAAAUAGGACAAUUGUAGUGUGGGAUGAACAGAGUGUCAAUCCAACAAAGAACAUCUAUGGUGAUUUUACGGAACCCUUGUCUCUGUUCGUGACGCCAAAUGGUGAUAUUUAUAUUGAUGAUGGACGGGAGAAAGGUCGAGUACUGAAAUGGAUCGUAGAAACAAAUACAUUUGCCACAGUGAUGAAUGUUCACUCCUCAUGUUUUGGAUUAUUCGUUGAUAUCAAUAAUAAUCUUUACUGUUCGAUUUUUGCUCAACAACAAGUAGUGAAGAGAUCAUUAAAUGGUCCUCUGAUGACGUCAAACCGCGUUGCUGCUGGAACAGGUAUUAAAGGAUAUGGCUUGAAUGAACUCAAUGGUCCUGUUGGAAUCUUUGUCGAUGUGAACUUAGAUUUAUAUGUAACAGAUUGUGAUAAUGAUCGGGUUCAAUUGUUUCAGUCAGGGGAAUCAAGUGGUAUCACAGUAGCUGGAAGUGGAUCACGAAAUCCCACAAUUACACUUCAUUGUCCAAGUGGAAUUAUAUUAGAUGCGGAGAAGUACUUAUUCAUUGUGGAUCUACUCAACAAUCGCAUCGUUGGUUCAAGCUCGAAUGGCUUUCAAUGUUUAGUUGGAUGUUAUGGACGGGGUUCACAAUCCAAUCAAUUGACUUUGCCAUUUAGUUUGAGUUUUGAUCGUUCUGGAAAUAUAUAUGUUGCUGAUAAUGAUAAUUUUCGAAUUCAAAAAUUUCAAUACAUCGAAGAAUCAUGUCGUAAGUUUAGAAUGAUUGAAUAGUUAAAUUCAAAUUUCAAGUUUCUUCUUAAUAUAUUAUUAUUAUAAAAUAAAAAUCUUGCUUAUUCAUAACUCUCUACAAAAGUCAAUCGAUAACAUUAUCGUCAUGCUAGUUGAAUGAUACAGAUGGAAGUUAGAAUGUCUAUGUAUUUUGUUCAAGCAUGUAUCGAACCCGAACUAAGUUCGGAUUCGGUUCCAUGCCUAAUUUAGAACGCUAAACGGAUAUUUUAUUUCAUGUUUCUAUCAAAAGCGUUGCUCUAGAACAAACCAUUCAACUCUCAUUAGUAAACAGAGUGAAAAGCAAACUAGGAAUACUUUUCUUUAUUGUAAAUACAAAUACUCAUUAAUUUUUUCAUUCAAUAGAUAAUUUAGUGGUUAUAGAAACAAUGUAUUCAUCAUCACUGACCUCGAAUAGUUCAAUUUAUUUCAAAGAUUGUUCAGAAUUAGAUUCGUAUUAUGAAGCCAUACAAAUGAACAUUAAUAUAACUGGCUAUUAUGCUUUUCUGAUCAGCAGUCAGAUGAGAAGCAUGUAUGCUUUGUGAGGUUCUUGUUCUGGGGUGUAUGUAUGUACUUUAACCUACAA
Adineta steineri is the source of this 1456-nucleotide messenger RNA. Lineage: Eukaryota; Metazoa; Rotifera; Eurotatoria; Adinetida; Adinetidae. The record is from the annotation of a GenBank genome assembly.